Molecule: messenger RNA, 517 nt
Organism: Brassica oleracea var. oleracea
Lineage: Eukaryota; Viridiplantae; Streptophyta; Magnoliopsida; Brassicales; Brassicaceae
Exons: 2
Coding region: 2-517 (171 amino acids)
Source: RefSeq, a predicted model, not a curated record
GAUGAUGAUGAUGAUGAUGAUGCAAGAACGUAAGAAUCUGAGCAUCAACGACAUUGAUCUCUCACUCCUCCGCCUCUCAUCCCCACCUUAUGAUGACUCCUUCUUCUCCCCUGGUUCCGACGAGUCCGAUCAUCCCAAACGAAGGAGACUCUCCUCUCAAGACCCAAUCUUUAUCUCCUCUCCUCUUCGCUCCACCCACCCUGAACCCCAUUCCUCCACCAUCGACGACCAGAUUCUCACCGCAGCCCACGCAAGCCCUGUUUUGACGAAGCAAGAAACGUCGCCGUCUGCUUCCAAGAAUCCUGAUACAGAGACGAUGAAGAUGGUUAACAAUCACGUGGAGGAGGUCAAUCAAGAAGAGACUAACUAUGAUGCUUACGAGGAAGAAGAAGAUUGUGGAGAAGGGAUGAGGAUAGAAAGAUCUGGAGAUGGGUUUGUAAUUAGGUUGAAGUGUAGAUGCAAUCUAGCUUAUAGGGUUCUUUUCUCCGAUCACCACCUCUACUUCAAGUCUCUCUAA